Molecule: messenger RNA, 2349 nt
Organism: Aphanomyces invadans
Lineage: Eukaryota; Oomycota; Saprolegniomycetes; Saprolegniales; Verrucalvaceae
Exons: 8
Coding region: 119-2326 (735 amino acids)
Biological process (GO): phosphatidylinositol metabolic process
Molecular function (GO): phosphatidylinositol kinase activity
Source: RefSeq, a predicted model, not a curated record
CGAACCGUCGCAGGUUGCAUGACCGAGUUCUGGAUUUCGACGCCAUCGCCGCCGGCGAGAUUUGCACUGGAACGAUGAUCGUGACGUGCUCAACACUUUUUGAUUUCGCCGCGACGUCAUGCAGUCUGCAAUGCUAGCGUGGCACGUGCUGAUAUUGACCACGACCACCGUCGUUCUCUGUGGCACGAUGGCGCUUUUCAUUCAGAGUCGAAAGGCACGGGCGCAUCCAGGUCCCGUUCUGGUCUGCCUCAUUCUGUCCAGUUCCUUCAGCAUGAUCUUUCGCGCGUGCACGCACAUCAUGUCCCCCACCGCGCCGUCAUUCACAUCCAUCGACUUCAACCACGAGGUCGAGACCAACACGACUCUCAUCUUAUACUGGUUCACGCUGUAUUUUGCAUCGUCGACGACGUUCUGGUACCUCAUGUUGGCCAUGGAUCUUAUUUCGUCGCUGUCGAAUCCAUUUCUACCAUUCCAAUCCAACAGCCUCAUUCACCACAUGCUCGCAUGGCCGCUGGCCGGCGUCUGGUGCGUCUUGUACGACAUUGCCGUGUACCAGCAGCCAAAAAGUGUGCCCGAAGUGCACUUGCGCAUGGUCGUUCUCCUGCCUCUAUACGGCUCGCUCAUCUACAUUUUGUUUGCACUCCAUGCGGCUGAAGCCAGGUCGAGGCAACUCACUACUACGACCCACGCCACCACCCUUCGAAUGGCCAAGCUCAUCGUGCCAUAUCUGGUGGUCUUUGGCGCAUCGGGCAUGGCGCACAUGGGGAUUUUUGUUGCCGACUUGUACAACGGCAAGCCGACCGGGUAUUCGUCGUACAUAGAUCAGUUGGUCGGAAUCGUGAGCACGAUGGUUCUGUUUGUUCGGUUCUACUUUGAUUCGGGCGUGUGUCGGCGCCGAGCUGUGAACGCCCCUCCAAACCAGAGCGAAGGAGAUCUCUCGACGGUCGUCUCUCCUCAAGACGACAACUUCAGCGACUAUCUGCGUACAACAGCGUCCCCCAGCGAAGCGCCACCGCUGCCCCGCGUUCAGUCGACCACGAAUUUCAAUGUCGACAUUGCAGCAGAGCUUCGGAAAAUGGUGAUGGACCUCACGCGCAUGGGGAUCGUGUCCGCGGCCGCGAGCGAGGUUAGCGACGAUGAACCGUCCGUUGUCUCCGACCGUGCGCCCACCGCACCCGACUUUACCGCAGUUGAGCGAAAGCGGAUUACUUUCUGGGGAGGGACUGCGGCCACCGUCGCGGAUGCUUUGGUGUUUGAGGACGUCGCCCCGACCGUGUUUCAUUCCUUGCGCGAGCUGGCCGGCAUUGGGCAGGCGUCGUACUUGCACUCGUUUGACUCGGACGAAAACCUGCGCGAAGUGUGCUCGGAGGGCAAGAGCGGCAACAUUUUCUACUUUACAGCAAACAGACAAUUUAUGGUCAAGAGCGUCCCAAAGGAAGAGUUUGAUACGCUGCGGUCGAUUCUGUCAGAAUACUACACGUACCUCGUUCAGAAUCCAUCGUCGCACCUGUGCCGGUACUUUGGAUGCCAUUCGAUCACGCUGCCCGUGGGCACUCGCCGCAUGUACUUUGUCGUGAUGCAGAACCUCUUCAUCGAAGGGCCACCGCACCAACGGUACGACCUGAAAGGCAACACAGACCGACGGCAAGCCAUCCCGAGCUGGGACGUUGAAGCCAAGAUGCGCGCCGCCGUCAUGCGACAAAAGAUCGCCAAGCUCAUGAUGGACAUUGACUUUUCCCGCAUCCAUCAGUGCAUUUCGGUGUCGGACGCGGAUUCGACGGCCGUCAAGACGCAGCUCAAGCGCGACAUUCAGUUCCUGGCGGGCCUGCACAUCAUGGACUACAGUAUACUUGUCGGCGUCCGGUAUGUGGACCAGCCGUGCGUCCUCCGCAAUGGCGCGGCCGUGCCUUCCAAGGACGGCAUGACGAUGUACGAUAUUGGAAUCAUUGACAUGCUCCAGCGGUACAAUUGGCGGUGGACUGUCCAGCGGUGGUUCCUUGGGACUUUUCUAUGCAAAGACAUGACCGAAGUGAGCGCAGUGCCACCCACCCAGUACGGCGACCGCUUGAUUCGGUUCAUCUGGCACAGUAUGUUCAACCAAGCACGGCGCGAGAGCAGGUCGUCGUUGUUCACGAACAGCACUCAACCCAGCGGCCUGACAUUCGCCGAGGGGGCAGAUGGGAGGCUGAGCCGUCGGCCCAGUGGAUAUCUGCAGUUCAAAACAGAGGGCGAGUCAGGGGCAACCCCAGACUUGUGGUUUGCCUCGAACCUCUCGGACGAUAUCAUCGACAUCCACGAUUGUGUUCUCUUGCAGGAAACGUCUUGAAAUAUAUAAAUCUAGAUCCGUCC